AUGGCCCAGCCUGUCGCUCUCUAUGGCCUUGAGAUUCCUCCUGGCGAGGUUCUUAUCCCCGCCUCCCCCGAUUUCCCUGCCACUUUCCGCAUCACAAUGGCUGCCAUUGAUCCCACGGAGGCUCCCGAGGCCGACAGCGAUGGCAACAUCCCCUCUGUCCCCCGUUCUACUCUCCGCCUAGUCAAGCAGCGCUUUGGCGACGACCUCGAGGACGGUGAUGAUGAUGAGAUCGAUGAGGAGUAUAUGAAGGCUCUCAUCGCCGCCAACGACGAUGAGGACGACUCUGAUGACGACGAAGAGCCCAACGGUGGCCCCAGCGACCCCUCCAAGUCUAAGAAGCAGAAGCAGGCUGAUGCCAUCAAGAAGCUCAUCGAGGCUGUUGGCGAGGAGGAGGACUCUGACGAGGAUAUGGACGACGCCAAGCCCAACGGCAAGUCCAGCAAGAAGGGCAAGGGUAAGGCCUCCGACGAUGACGACGACGAGGACGAUGAGGAGGACAGCGAUGAUGAGGAAGGCCUUGACCUCGAGAACUUUGUCAUCUGCACUCUUGACACCGAGCGCAACUACCAGCAGCCCCUUGACAUCACCGUCUCCGAGGGUGAGAAGGUCUUCUUCGUCGUCUCUGGUACCCACACUGUUCACCUUACUGGUAACUACGUGAUCGACGCUGAGGAGGGCUCUGACGACGAGGACGAGGAUGAUGAGGAUGGCGAGUACGACUUGUCCCCUGAUGAGCUCGAAUACGCGAUGGGCGAGGUCUCUGACGAGGACAGCGAUGACCUCGACGACACCGCUGACCCUCGCGUCAUGGAGAUCGACUCCGACGAGGAGGAGGCUCCCAAGUUGGUCGAGACCAAGAAGGGCAAGAACAAGCGCGGUGCCGAGAGCCUCGACGACCUCAUCGCCGAGAGCAAGGACGACUCCAAGCUGUCCAAGAAGGACAAGAAGAAGCUCAAGAACAACAAGGGUGAGCCCGUCGCCGCCGAGGAGAAGUCCACCCCCAAGUCCGACAAGAAGGUUCAGUUUGCCAAGAACCUCGAGCAGGGCCCCACGGGCUCCGCCGAGAAGGCCAAGCAGGCUGGCAAGGCCGCCGUCGGUGUCAAGGUCGUUCAGGGAGUGACCAUUGACGACCGCAAGGUCGGCUCUGGCCGCGCUGUCAAGAACGGCGACACCGUCGGUGUUCGCUACAUUGGCAAGCUCGAUGACGGCAAGGUCUUUGAUGCCAACAAGAAGGGCAAGCCUUUCUCUUUCAAGGCCGGUAAGGGCCAGGUUAUCAAGGGCUGGGACAUCGGCAUCGUUGGCAUGACCAUUGGCGGCGAGCGUCGCCUUACUAUCCCCGCCCACCUUGCCUACGGCUCCAAGGGCCUGCCUGGCAUCCCCGCCAACAGCACCUUGACCUUCGACGUUAAGCUCCUUGAGAUCAAGUAA
Molecule: messenger RNA, 1428 nt
Organism: Colletotrichum truncatum
Lineage: Eukaryota; Fungi; Ascomycota; Sordariomycetes; Glomerellales; Glomerellaceae
Product: FK506-binding protein 4
Cellular component (GO): nucleolus; chromatin
Molecular function (GO): peptidyl-prolyl cis-trans isomerase activity
Source: RefSeq, a predicted model, not a curated record